This is a messenger RNA of Malania oleifera, 1987 nucleotides long. RefSeq names its product probable aquaporin NIP5-1. The transcript is spliced from 5 exons. Lineage: Eukaryota; Viridiplantae; Streptophyta; Magnoliopsida; Santalales; Ximeniaceae. Gene Ontology annotation, biological process: transmembrane transport. The record is from RefSeq and is a predicted model, not a curated record. Gene Ontology annotation, molecular function: channel activity. Gene Ontology annotation, cellular component: membrane. Bases 614 to 1516 code for a protein of 300 amino acids.
AUACAAGCACAACUGCCCCAAUUAAAAACUCUCUUCUCCUCUACUCACUCUUCCCCUCUCUUUCUGUUCUUAUUCUGUCGUUCCUCUCUCAUUUCCCAGUUUUUUAACAACUCCAUAGCUCUUCUUGGUUCAAUGUAUGGGAAUAGGUUCUGCAACUUCAAUCCCUAAACAGAGUAUUUCAUUUCAGUUCUUUUGAUCUCUCUGUUCGGAUUAUGAAACAGAGGUCCUCUGUUUCCCCUGUUCCUUGAUCACCCCUCUGAGAAAAUCAUUUCUGCUCUCUAAAUCAAGUUUCCUUUUCCCCAAACACCCAGAAAAAGGGAGAGUGUUUCCCCCAUCUUCUGAUCAUCCAUGUAUGUCAAGAAUCUAAAAUAGUUUUCUAUAAUUGUAGCUCUCAAGCUGGGUCACUCCAUUUCUCCUCUUCCUUAGCAUCACAUUUAUAAAAACCUGCACAGCAUGUAACUCUGUUCUUCUACUUCUCCCCUUCCAGCCCCCAAAAAAAACCCAAAAAAAAAAAAAUUAUAGUCCUUAUCUUCUUCUCAGUUCAUGAUAUCAUAAAUUUUCCUGUUCAUUCCUAGUUUAUCACCGAGUAUUAAAAUUUGAAAAAAAAAAAAAAAUGCCGGAAGCAGAAAAUGGGACUCCGCCGCCGUCGGCACCGGCGACGCCAGGGACUCCUGGGGGGCCGCUGUUCUCGUCGGUGAGAGUGGACUCGCUAUCGUACGAUCGCAAAUCAAUGCCGCGGUGCAAAUGCUUGCCGCUCGGAGGGGACGGAACCUGGGGCCACCCUUCCCACACCUGCUUCACUGAUUUUCCCGCACCCGAUAUCUCCCUCACUCGCAAGGUGGGAGCUGAGUUCGUCGGAACGUUCAUUCUGAUCUUUGCGGCCACGGCAGGGCCCAUAGUGAACCAAAAGUACAAUGGGUCGGAGACUCUCAUCGGCAAUGCCGCCUGCGCCGGCCUCGCCGUCAUGAUCGUCAUCCUCUCCACCGGCCACAUCUCCGGCGCCCACUUGAACCCCUCACUCACCAUUGCCUUCGCCACCCUCCGCCACUUCCCCUGGCUCCAAGUCCCCGCCUACAUCGCUGCUCAGGUUUCUGGGUCGAUUUGUGCAUCCUUUGCUCUGAAGGCGGUGUUCCACCCGUUCCUGUCCGGUGGGGUUACGGUUCCAUCAGUGAGCCAUGGCCAAGCGUUUGCUCUUGAGUUCAUCAUCACUUUCAAUCUCUUGUUUGUUGUCACUGCUGUUGCCACCGACACCCGAGCGGUGGGAGAGCUGGCAGGUAUUGCGGUUGGAGCUACUGUCAUGCUGAAUAUUCUUGUGGCUGGGAAUUCAAGUGGUGCUUCCAUGAAUCCAGUGCGAACCCUAGGCCCAGCUGUUGCAGCUGGAAACUAUAGAGCCCUUUGGGUUUACUUGCUGGCACCCACACUUGGUGCUCUGGCUGGGGCAGGCAUCUACACUGCAGUAAAACUUCGAGACGACGAGGCUGAGCCGCCACACCAGGUUCGGAGCUUCCGCCGCUAGAAGGCCCCCUGAUUGCUGCAUUAUGUAUUAUUGAUAGCUUGUGAUUGUGAUUACUGUCCCUGUUUGGCAUAAUUAGUGGUUGAAAAAGAAAAAGACAGAGAAAAUAGAACCUAUAUUUGAGAGUUAAGUUAAAAUGGACAUGGACAUGGAUUGCAGGCAUUCCAUGUCAUAUAUACAGUUAUAGCAAGAAUAAUGAUCAGCCUAGCUUCAAUGAUCAGCUGAUCCAUCAUCAUCAUGUCAUUCACCUUGUAUGAAUUUGCCUCUGUGCAUGACGUGCUGGUGAGCACAUGUAGGUGCUCAGCAGUGUGUGACUUAGUAAAAGGGAAUAUCCCUUGCUUGAUGUAAAUCUAUUGUGCGUUUUGCAUGAUGUAUAAUGAUUGUAACAAUAGUAGUUUGAAAUAAUGUGCAUAAAUAGCACUUGCUGUUUGUUUCCUAUAGUAAAAAAAAUGGGUCUUUCACCCGCUUCAUACC